AUGGCUUCAAAGCUUCUGUUAACCCGACUCCGAACAAUAACCCGACCAUCAAACCCGUUCAAGAACCUGAAUUUUGAAGUACAAACUCUCACUCAGAUAAGGCAAUAUUCAGAUCCAAUCGACCCAGCUGCCGCUCCUUCACCUGCCGUUGCCAAUUUUAAAAGAGCUUCAAAAAGUUCCCUGAAUGAAACUGAGCUCAAAAAAUUCUCGGCCAUUGCUGAGACCUGGUGGGAUGCAGAAGGCCCUUUUAAGCCAUUGCAUGUGAUGAACCCUACCAGACUUGCUUUCAUUAGGUCCACUCUUUGCCGGCAUUUCGGAAAGAAUCAAAACUGGGCACAGCCAUUUGAAGGAUUAACGUUUGUGGAUGUUGGUUGUGGAGGGGGAAUUAUAUCUGAGCCUUUGGCUCGUAUGGGGGCUAGUGUAAUCGGAAUCGAUGCUGUGGAGAAGAAUAUCAAGAUCGCACAACUUCACGCUGAUUUGGAUCCUAUAACUUCAUUUAUAGAAUAUCGUUGCACAACAGCUGAAAAGCUGGUGGAAGAACAGAGACAAUUUGAUGCUGUAAUUGCAUUAGAGGUAAUUGAGCACGUGGCAAAUCCUUCCGAGUUCUGCAAAUCUUUGUCGGAAUUGACCAGUUCCAGGGGAGCGACUAUCAUCUCAACAAUUAAUCGAUCAGUGAGAGCAUAUGCUUCUGCCAUUUUAAUGGCAGAGCACGUCUUACAAUGGCUCCCGAGAGGCACACAUGAGUGGUCGAGCUUUCUUACUCCUGAAGAAUUAGUCGUAAUUCUUCAGCGUGCUUCGAUCUCUGUCGAUGAGAUGGCCGGGUUUGUGUAUAACCCACUCACAGGGCAAUGGUCUAUCUCCGAUGAUAUCAGUGUAAAUUUUAUUGCAUUUGGCACGAAGAUGGCUAAUGAAUAA
This is a messenger RNA of Fraxinus pennsylvanica, 915 nucleotides long. NCBI's taxonomy places the organism in Eukaryota, Viridiplantae, Streptophyta, Magnoliopsida, Lamiales, Oleaceae. The record is from the annotation of a GenBank genome assembly.